AUGAACCUCUCCGCCAUCCCCACUACAGCAUCCUCCCCAGUAACCAACUUCUCCUUCGACGUAUUUGGCGCGUUCAACUACAACCACGGCAAGAUCUUAGUGACCAAUGCAUCCUUCUGCAAUAUCACAGUAACCUACACCCAUCCCGGCCAAAACGACCAUAUCAACGUCGAAACCUGGCUCCCUCUAAACAACUGGAAUGAUCGCCUACAAGCAACCGGCGGCGGCGGCUAG
Molecule: messenger RNA, 234 nt
Organism: Aspergillus glaucus CBS 516.65
Lineage: Eukaryota; Fungi; Ascomycota; Eurotiomycetes; Eurotiales; Aspergillaceae
Exons: 2
Coding region: 1-234 (77 amino acids)
Source: RefSeq, a predicted model, not a curated record